AUGGAUAUAUGCGGUCAUGCAACAUUAGCAUCAGCUCACAGUAUCUUCUCAAAUGAUUUGGUUGGUUCCUCUGACACGGUCGAGUUCUCUACACACUCAGGGAUUCUAACUGCUAAACGGUUAUAUGACUGUGAAGCAGAAAGAUCUUUCUUGAUCCAAGUAAAUUUCCCUGUGAUUCCUACAUGUGAGUACAGCUCCAACUCCAGUGAGGUCUCCAUAUUCUCUAAAGCCUUGAACGGAGCUACCAUUGUUGACAUCAGAGGAACAAGAACAGAUAAACUCGUCUUUAAACCCUUGAAAGGAGAUCUCAAACACACUUCAACUGAUCAAAUUAUUGUUGUGCUUCAAUCUUGGGAAUAUGUUACUGAACUGAAGCCAAGAUCGGAGGAUAUCAUGAAAUGCCCCGGCAAUGUGAUGAUUGUGACUGCUGCUACUCCUGAAGGCUCUGCUUAUGAUUUCUGCAGUCGACUCUUUGCUCCUAAAUUAGGACUCAAUGAGGACUCUGUAUGUGGAAGUGCACAUUGUUCAUUAGCACAUUACUGGAGCCUCAAGAUGAACAAAUCUGAUUUCCUCGCUUACGCGGCUUCAAGUAGGAGUGGAACACUCAAGGUACAUUAUGAUAAGGAGAAGCAGAGAGUUUUUCUCACUGGCAAAGCUGUGACUGUCAUGGAAGGCUCUGUCUUAGCAUAA
Microthlaspi erraticum is the source of this 690-nucleotide messenger RNA. The record is from the annotation of a GenBank genome assembly. Lineage: Eukaryota; Viridiplantae; Streptophyta; Magnoliopsida; Brassicales; Brassicaceae.